UCAGUCCUCGCUUCUUGUCUCCCCUCCAGCUUCGACCACUUCUGUGGAUUCUAAACCUCCUUAAGGGUGCGAUUCCAUUGGGUAAGUCAAGAUGGCACCCGUAAAAAGUUGGGUGGGACGUCUCCUCCUGGUGCUGCUGCUUUUGUAUCCGUCUUCGGCCAGGGCUCGAGACCUCUCGGAAGAAGAUGCCCUUGGCGGAGUUGUGGAGGAGCUGGCUGCUGAUAAAUGGGAUGAUGAGGAGGAGGAGGUAGUAGCAGAAGAAGAAUCAGAUGAUGGGACUGAAGGGAAUGCAAAGGAUGAAGAAACUUCAGAAGCGGAAGAGAAAGAGGAGGGAGAAGAUGAGGUUGAGAAUAAGGAAGAGGAGACCGAGGAGCAGCAAACCAGUCAUGCCGAAGAGUCCGAGGAGGAAGUUGGCGAUGCCGAGGAGGCACACAGCUUGACAGGAGAGGAAGAUGGUGAGACCGAGGAUGAAGACGGCGAAGAUGAUGAGACCGACGAAGAAGACAGCAAGACCGAGGACGAAGACGGCAAAGCCGAGGAGGAAGACGGCGAGACCGACGAAGAAGAUUGUAAGACCGAAGAAGAGGCUGAUGAGAAUGAGGAUGCUGAGGGUUUGGAAACGGAAGACGCAGAAGCUGAAAAUGAGGACGAGGCAGAAAUGGCAGAAGAAGCGAUGCAGGAGGAGGAUCCCACUGAUGAGGAUGAAGAGCAGGAGGCUGACAAUGCUGAGGAAAAAGCGAAUUAUGAAGAUGAAAAUGAUGACUCAGAAGAACAAAAGAGCGAGGAAGAAGCCGCCACAGACACACGACACUUCCAUUCUGGCUCUCUGUGCAGCAUUUGCUCCAUCUGUGAGCACUGUUCCAGUGACUGUGGCAUGUGUCCAUGUGAGGAGGGAGAUGAGUCAGACCACUGUGAGAACUGCCAAGAAUGUUCCUCCUGUUACCUUUGCCCCAUACUGUGUGACACCAUUUGCAAACCAGGCGGUCUUGUGGAUGAGCUUACCGCCUCCAUCUUUCAGACUGUGGCCUCUUUGCUCUAAACACACUCGACUGAGUGUUGACUGAGAUCUGUCGCUCCACCCUGCGGUGAGCUCAGGCACACUUCGUUGAAGUCGUCCGGCUGCACACGCCUCACUCAUGUGCAACAUGAACAUUGAAUAUUGUGACAAAUGACACAAACAUGCAUAUUUAGGUCUGAAAUGGUUGUAAUACACAUAUCUGGUGAUAUUUUAUGGAACUGUCGUAUAACAGUAGAGAAAUACGACUACUACUGGACAGUUGAAGUGCAAAUUGCUUCGCCAAGGUGUUAUUUUUCCCUCUGUAUUAAA
This is a messenger RNA of Phycodurus eques (leafy seadragon), 1327 nucleotides long. Its product is annotated as sarcoplasmic reticulum histidine-rich calcium-binding protein. The coding region runs from base 92 to 1039 and encodes 315 amino acids. Gene Ontology annotation, molecular function: calcium ion binding. Lineage: Eukaryota; Metazoa; Chordata; Actinopteri; Syngnathiformes; Syngnathidae. The record is from RefSeq and is a predicted model, not a curated record. The transcript is spliced from 7 exons.